UUAGCUAGUCCACUCAAUUAUUGUAAAUUCAUUCAUUUUUCAAACUCAACUCAUCUACAUACUCUCCCUCCACUCCCGCCACAUCACCACCCCCCUCCACGUCACCCCCAUUUUGAAAAUUUGAAUCUUUAAUCCCAUUUUUCCCUUAAAAAUUCAACAAAAAAACAAAACACAAAAAAAAUACUAUUUGACAAUUACUCCGUCGUCCUCACUACCUCUCUCACCAGUCACCAGUUAUUGGUCCUCUCUCUUUCUCUCUCCUCCCUUCAUCUUCUCUCUCUUCUGCAACAUUUCUUCAAACUUCACACUUCCAAAUUCUCUCUAUUCAAAAAAUUUAAACAAUAAUGCAGUUUCUUCUUUUGUCAUAGACAUCCAUGUGAAAAUCUCUGACAAAUUCUUCUUUCUUUCACUUUCUCUCUCCUCCAUUUUUUUUUCUUCUUCCUUCAAUUUCAAGUUUUCGUUUACAUUUUCGAUUUCUUCUCCAAAAUUAUACUACUUUUGUAUUGAUUGUUGAUUUGGUGGAAGUUUUUUCCGAAAAACGACGUCGUAUCUGUAGUAGAUGUCGUCAAGAGCACGAAGUAGUUCACCGUUUAGUUACAGGAGAACUUCAAGUCCGUAUUCAUCUUCUUCUUCAACGUCGUCGUUUAUGAACACUAGUGGCCGGUUUAUUCCCCGGUCUAACAGCUCAUCUUCUUCGUCUUUUCACGGUUCAACCGGUAAUAAUAAUAAUAAUUUCGGUUCAAGAUCUAUGACGCCGAACCGGAGUUAUGGAGGUCAAUCACCAGUCGCUUUUUCACCGUCUGAUGAGUUGCUUCCUGAACCGUUCGAUCCUCCUAGAUCCACAGCUGAUAGUAUUUCUGUCACUGUUAGAUUUCGUCCUAUGAGUGAGAGAGAGUACAAUAGAGGAGAUGAUGUUUCGUGGUAUCCAGAUGGUGAUAAGACUGUUCGAAGCGAGUUUACUCCGGCAGCUGCUUAUGCAUUUGAUAAGGUUUUCGGACCAAAUGCGACGACGGAGGAAGUUUAUGAUGUGGCAGCUCGGCCGGUUGUUAAGACUGCAAUGGACGGUAUUAAUGGAACAGUGUUUGCUUAUGGUGUUACCAGUAGUGGAAAGACACACACUAUGCAUGGGGAUCAAAGUUGUCCUGGUAUCAUUCCACUGGCAAUCAAAGAUGUUUUCAGCAUUAUACAAGAAACUCCUGGGCGAGAGUUCCUGCUUCGUGUGUCCUAUCUCGAGAUCUAUAAUGAGGUUAUAAAUGAUUUGCUUGAUCCAACUGGUCAAAAUCUGCGUGUUCGAGAAGAUGCCCAGGGAACUUAUGUUGAAGGCAUAAAGGAAGAGGUUGUUUUGUCUCCUGGUCAUGCACUAUCUUUUAUCGCUGCUGGUGAAGAGCAUCGCCAUGUUGGUUCUAACAACUUUAACCUAUUCAGUAGUAGAAGCCACACCAUAUUUUCACUGAUGAUAGAGAGUGGUUCCCAUGGUGAUGAGUAUGAUGGGGUGGUAUUCUCACAACUGAAUUUGAUUGACCUUGCUGGAUCUGAGAGCUCCAAAACUGAAACAACAGGUUUAAGAAGAAAGGAAGGAUCAUAUAUCAAUAAAAGUCUUUUGACUCUUGGAACUGUCAUCGGGAAACUCAGUGAGGGGAAGGCAUCUCAUAUUCCAUACAGAGAUUCAAAACUUACUCGUCUUCUGCAGUCUUCUCUCAGCGGCCGUGGACACGUUUCACUUAUAUGCACAGUUACCCCCGCUUCUAGUAGUAUGGAGGAGACUCAUAAUACUCUGAAAUUUGCUAGCAGGGCAAAGCGUGUGGAGAUUUUUGCUUCGCGUAAUAAGAUCAUUGACGAGAAGUCCUUAAUUAAAAAGUAUCAGCGCGAAAUUUCAACUCUUAAGGAAGAACUUGAUCAACUAAGGAGAGGAAUGCUUGUUGGAGUUAGUCAUGAGGAGAUUUUGACCUUAAAACAGAAGUUGGAAGAAGGUCAAGUUAAAAUGCAAUCAAGAUUGGAGGAAGAAGAAGAAGCAAAGGCUGCUCUUAUGAGUAGAAUACAGAGGCUGACUAAAUUAAUACUUGUUUCUUCAAAAAACAAUAUCCCUUCCAUUUUGGGUGAUGUUGCUGGAUUCCAGAGAAGUCAGUCUGAUGUUAAAUCAGAGCUCGGGGAGAGUGAGAAUAAUAAGGAUUCCCCGUCUGCACUUCCAGACCCUCCUGGUGAUUACCAACAAAGAUCUGCUAGCCAUUGGAAUGAUGAACUCUCUGCUGUUGGCAGCAUACUCACUGAAUCUAAUCAAGCUGGUGAACUUGUCAGUGGUUCAAACUUGACUGAUGAUAUAACUGCAUCUGAUGAGAUGGACCUUCUUGUGGAACAAGUGAAGAUGCUUGCUGGUGAAAUUGCUUUCAGUACAAGCACACUUAAACGCUUGGUUGAGCAAUCUUCAAAUGAUCCAGAUGCCUCACGAAGUCAAGUCCAUAAUUUGGAAUGUGAAAUCCAAGAAAAGAGGAAGCAGAUGAGGCUUUUAGAACAGCGCAUAAUCCAGAGUGGUGAGGCUUCAGUAGCUAGUGCGUCAUUGCUUGAUAUGCAGCAGACUGUUGUAAGAUUGAAGACUGAGUGCAGCCAAAAGGGAUUUGAAUUAGAGAUAAAAGCAGCAGACAACCGGAUUCUUCAGGAACAACUUCAAAAUAAGUGUUCAGAUAAUAUAGAACUACAAGAGCGGAUAAAUGUUCUGGAGAAGCAGGUGGCUUCACUAGGUGGGGAGUUGUGCUCACCUUCUGAACAGCGUACAACUGAUGAAUAUACUGAGGAAUUGAAAAAGAAAGUUCAAUCACAGGAGAUGGAAAAUGAGAAACUGAAGCUGGAACAUGUUCAGUUAUUUGAAGAAAAUAGUGGAUUGUGUGUGCAGAAUCAAAAACUAUCAGAGGAAGCUUCGUAUGCCAAGGAAUUAGCUUCGGCUGCUGCUGUAGAGCUAAAGAAUUUGGCAGCUGAAGUAACGAAACUUUCAUUGCAGAACGCAAAGCUUGAAAAGGAAUUGCUGGCUGCUCGUGAACUUAGUCACUCGAGAGGCACUCAAAUUGCCAAUGGUGGCAACCGUAAAUAUGGUGAUGCCAUGAAGACAGGAAGAAAAGGUCGAUAUUCUAGUCGUGCUAAUGAUGUUUCUGGAGGUUUUCAUGAUGACUUUGGUUCUUAUAGCUUGGAUAUGGAAGACCUCAAGAUGGAACUUCAAGCACGGAAGCAGAGGGAAGCAGCUCUUGAAGCUGCUUUGGUUGAAAAAGAAUUUGUAGAAGAAGAAUGUCGGAAAAAGGUGGAUGAGGCGAAGAAACGGGAGGCAGCUCUUGAAAAUGAUUUAGCAAAUAUGUGGGUGCUUGUCGCAAAGUUGAAGAAAGAAGUAGGUGCUGUUUCUGAGUCAAAAGCUGAAGAGAGGCUUAGUAAUGGAGAUAUUGAUAUUUCGAACGGACAGAAAGUCACCAACGUUGAGAUAAAUGGCUUCUCAAAAGAAACUCAAUCAGUGGAAAUCAACAAGACAGCACAAGAUGCUCCAAGUGAAGAGCCUUUGGUUGCUCGUUUAAAGGCAAGGAUGCAAGAAAUGAAGGAGAAAGAGAAGUAUAUGGGCAAUGGUGAGGCAAACUCUCAUCUUUGCAAAGUUUGUUACGAGACACAUACAGCUGCAAUUCUUCUUCCUUGCAGACAUUUUUGUUUAUGUAAACCUUGCUCACUGGCUUGUUCAGAGUGUCCUAUAUGCCGCACAAAUAUAGCAGAUAGAAUUUUCGCAUUCACUUCAUGACACCGCAGGUUACACUUCAGAAUAUGAAGGGGGUAUUUAAAUUUUUUUCUUCGUAUUCGCUGAUUUUCAGUGACAUGGCUGGUGAAAAUUCAUUUAUUAGUUAGCCUGUAUGUAAUUGCCCCAGGUAUAUUAUUUUUCUUUUUUUUUUUACCCUCGCUUUUUCCCUUUUCCCUCAAAGGGUUGUAAAAUAAGAACUGAAAACAAAAGGUGAAGAAUGGAGUGAGAAGAAGAGGAGAGAAAAGGAGAGGGAAAUUUACAUCAAAAAGUUGCAGACUGCUGCAUGUUGUUUGUUUUGAAGAGUGCAGCAGUUUUGUGAUGUAUACCAUGUUUAUUGUUAUUGUAUAGAAGAAACAGCGUAAGCUUCGAAAAAGGAAAAUAUGAUCUCUUCAAUCA
This is a messenger RNA of Beta vulgaris subsp. vulgaris (sugar beet), 4159 nucleotides long. Its product is annotated as kinesin-like protein KIN-7D, mitochondrial. Gene Ontology annotation, molecular function: microtubule motor activity; microtubule binding; ATP binding. The coding region runs from base 560 to 3766 and encodes 1068 amino acids. The record is from RefSeq and is a predicted model, not a curated record. The transcript is spliced from 25 exons. Gene Ontology annotation, biological process: microtubule-based movement. Lineage: Eukaryota; Viridiplantae; Streptophyta; Magnoliopsida; Caryophyllales; Amaranthaceae.